This is a messenger RNA of Trichoderma virens Gv29-8, 799 nucleotides long. RefSeq lists its product as uncharacterized. The transcript has a single exon. The record is from RefSeq and is a predicted model, not a curated record. Bases 115 to 684 code for a protein of 189 amino acids. NCBI's taxonomy places the organism in Eukaryota, Fungi, Ascomycota, Sordariomycetes, Hypocreales, Hypocreaceae.
AUCAUAGGCUCAGCUCGUUAUCUUUAGGCCAACUAAAGCUACCUCUCCUUUCCUCUACUAGCCUCAAAAAGACAAACAAAGUCCAAUCUUUGAAUUCUCUCAACAAUAAGAAAAAUGAGUCUCUUCAGCGUCCUUGAGAAAGUUGUUGACAACACUGGCGCAAUAGUCACCAAGACGCUGGACGGUGGCCUCCUGGGAUCCAUCACACAUGAUACUGCCGACGUCCUCGGAAAGACUGUGGGCGGCGCUGAAUCAGUCUUGGGAAAGGCUGUCACUGCUAUCCCCCAGACUGUCGGCGCAAUCAACCCAAUGGCGGCAACCCAAGCUAGGGCUGCAGCACCAAAUCAAGCUGCUAUUGCAUAUCCGAUGGCUAAUGGCUAUCCUGCCGGUCCUGGCGGCUAUCCUCCUCAAAUGAUGCCUAUGGGCUAUGCGCCUCAAAUGAUGCCCGGCGGCGGUUAUCCGCCCCAAAUGAUGCCCAACCCUCAAUAUUCUAUGCAAGGCCACGGCCAGUACCAAGGCUUUCCUCCUCAGCAGCACAUGAACAUGGGAGGCCAAUCUCCAAUGCCGAGUCCAGGACCAUACGGUGGUCAAGGUUGGUCUUCGCCAAAUUCAGGAGGAAUGCAAGGUGGUUAUCCCCAUCCCGGCAUGCAAGGAGGAAAUGGGGGUAUGCGGCCAGGAUAUUAAGUCAUGCUAUGGAGUAUGGUUGGUUGAUAAAAGACGGAUGUACAUGAGUUUAUGAUUUACGCAACUUGACCUGCAUUAAAGGAUAGAAUAUAUACGAAAUUGAAGUAUAAUCGAG